AUGAUGAAUGCUUGGACAUAUGGUGUGGAUACAAUAAGCAAUUUGCCUUGUAAUGUUCUUGAUGGAAUUCUAGGGUGCUUGCCUUGGAAAGAUGCAGUGAAGACCAGUUGUGUUGGUGCACAAACUGACACCCUUGAAAUUGAUGCCGCUAAUCUCAAAUUUUUCAAGUUUUAUGGAAAAUCAAAAUCCAUUUCCUUCAACAACACUCCUAUGCUUGAAAAAGUUAUUGUGUGUUUCACUGGAUUUUUGACUGAUACAUCUCCUUUUUGCUCUAAUCUUACAAAUUUCUUCCAUUACACACCUUCACUGCUAGAACUGCAUCUAUGGGAUUCAACAUUAGAGUACUUGAUCAUGGGUGGUGUACCAGAGAGUCCCCCGACUGCUCUGAACAAUAUCAAAUCUCUCAAGUUUUUUACCAUGUCUUUGCGAAACGUUAAGGAGGUUUCAGAUGUUGUUUACUUGAUUACAAGUUGUCCUAAAUUACAACAUCUUACAAUUGAAUUUGACUCUUCGGGGAUUAAUGUUGAAGGUGUUGUACAAUUUCUACGACCCCAAUCAUUUUUAUACGGUGCGUUGAAGCUUCAAAGAGUUCAAGUGAACAUGUUUAUGAGUCUUGAGAUGGAAAGGGAAUUUAUCAAGUUUAUUUUGGCAUCUACACCUGUACUUGAGGAGAUCUUCUUUUGGAAUUUUGUGUAUCUCGGUGUUCGUUCGGGUAAACAAAUGAUCGAUGAGAUAGAAGAAUUCCGCAGAGCAUCACCUAAUGUUGAUUUUAUAUUUGAAGAAGACGAAUAA
Molecule: messenger RNA, 792 nt
Organism: Solanum tuberosum (potato)
Lineage: Eukaryota; Viridiplantae; Streptophyta; Magnoliopsida; Solanales; Solanaceae
Product: F-box/FBD/LRR-repeat protein At1g13570-like
Exons: 4
Coding region: 1-792 (263 amino acids)
Source: RefSeq, a predicted model, not a curated record